Molecule: messenger RNA, 1931 nt
Organism: Papaver somniferum (opium poppy)
Lineage: Eukaryota; Viridiplantae; Streptophyta; Magnoliopsida; Ranunculales; Papaveraceae
Product: dihydrolipoyllysine-residue succinyltransferase component of 2-oxoglutarate dehydrogenase complex 1, mitochondrial-like
Exons: 15
Coding region: 182-1606 (474 amino acids)
Biological process (GO): tricarboxylic acid cycle
Cellular component (GO): oxoglutarate dehydrogenase complex
Molecular function (GO): dihydrolipoyllysine-residue succinyltransferase activity
Source: RefSeq, a predicted model, not a curated record
AAAACCGAAACACUAAUAAAGCGGACUAAAUCGUGUCAGUGUCGCGACUCGGUUCUCUUCUUUUCUAAACCCUUUUUUUUUCCUCUUUCCUUUUGGUUCUAUUCCUUUCCAAAGGAGAGCUCUGAGAAAGAACACACCACCGUUUUCUCAAACAGAGUGAGAAAGAAAAAAAUUUCCAAAGAUGUUAGCUAUUUUAAGGCGAAAAAUCGCUUCUGAAGGCUCUAAUGCUUCUUCCACUAUAGGGCAGUCUUUGCAUAGAUUACGCCCAUCCGCAUCUUCUGCAACAAGAAGUUACACAGCAGCAAGCAAUGAGACCCUACUUCUUCGAAGAGGAUCUAAGUAUGUGCAGAACUUCAGUUGCCAGAUUUUACCUGGUACUACAGUUACUUCAAAGUCUAUGAGGGAGCUUGGCUGUUUACUUCAAAAAGAUUCAAAGCUUCAAGGGUGGACUAGGUCAUUCUCUUCAGAUAAUGGUGACCUUGUUGAUGCUGUUGUCCCUUUCAUGGGAGAAUCUAUUACAGAUGGUACUCUAGCAGCUUUCUUGAAAAAACCUGGUGAUAGUGUUCAAAUCGACGAGCCAAUUGCUCAAGUUGAAACCGAUAAGGUAACCAUCGACGUCGCUAGUCCUGAAACUGGAGUUAUCCAGAAGUUUGUAGCCAAAGAAGGUGAUACCGUAGAACCAGGGACCAAAAUUGCAGUCAUUUCAAAAUCUGGUGAGGGUGCGAACGUGACACAUGUUGCUCCAUCCGAGGAGAAGAAUACUGUUAAAGAGACGCCAAAGCCAUCACCUCCUGCAGAAAAGGAGAUAAAGCCUUCCGUAGAAACUGUUGUUGCCAAGGACAAACCUAAAACACCCUCCCCAGCACCAUCUAGAACUUCAGCUACAGAACCUAUUCUUCCUCCCAAGGAAAGGGAAAGAAGAGUACCAAUGACAAGGCUUAGAAAGAGAGUUGCUGCACGGCUGAAGGAUUCGCAGAACACGUUUGCUUUGUUGACCACGUUUAAUGAAGUUGAUAUGACUAACCUGAUGAAGCUUCGUUCUGAAUAUAAGGAUGCCUUUGUAGAGAAACAUGGAGUCAAGUUGGGAUUUAUGUCAGGGUUUGUUAAGGCUGCUGUCAGUGGUCUCCAGAAUCAGCCAAUUAUCAAUGCAGUCAUUGACGGCGAUGAUAUCAUCUAUAGAGACUAUGUUGAUAUUAGUAUUGCUGUUGGUACUCCAAAGGGUCUGGUUGUUCCAGUUAUCCGGGACGCCGAAAAAAUGAAUUUUGCUGACAUUGAGAAGGAGAUUAACAGGCUGGCAAAGAAGGCAAAUGAUGGUUCUCUGUCUAUCGAUGAGAUGGCAGGAGGCUCCUUUACCAUAUCCAAUGGUGGUGUAUAUGGAAGCCUUUUAAGCACUCCCAUUAUCAACCCUCCACAGUCAGCUAUCUUGGGUAUGCAUUCGAUCGUGAGCCGUCCGAUGGUAGUUGGCGGCAACGUUGUUCCAAGGCCAAUGAUGUACAUUGCACUGACAUAUGAUCACCGACUGAUUGAUGGGAGAGAGGCAGUUUUCUUCUUACGUCGUAUCAAAGAUGUCGUUGAGGACCCCCGCAGACUUCUCCUCGACAUAUGAAUGCACACAACAGAUGUUUGUUGGUAUUAUAAUGAUAAAACAGAAUAAGCCUAUCAUAUGAAAACCAAAAUUUUGAAUCCUGUUUAUUUAGAUCCUUAGCAGAUACUGAAAUCGCGGUCUCCACCAUGGUUAUAUUUGCAGCGAGAGACUACAAAUUCAUGGUGUACUUGAAAAACUCGGUACAGAGUUUUGUUAUUCUUUCUGUUUAAGUUUGAGUUCCAGUUUGUAUGGGAAACUCCCAGAUUUGAUGGCUACGCUGCUCUUACAAGAUCUGGUUUGUAACAGAUUGAUGUUAUUAAUCAGAGCUGCUUCUUUUAAUCUCGAA